Messenger RNA from Ceratotherium simum simum (southern white rhinoceros), 2936 nucleotides. Lineage: Eukaryota; Metazoa; Chordata; Mammalia; Perissodactyla; Rhinocerotidae. The record is from RefSeq and is a predicted model, not a curated record.
AUGGCAGGGGUGCGACAGCCAGUGUGGAUGCCGGCUGUGGAGCUGGAGGACCCAAGUGCCCAGCAGAGUGCCACAGUAGCCAACCCGGUGCCCGGCACUAAUCCAGACCUGCUUCCCCACUUCCUGGUGGAGCCUGAGGACGUGUACAUCGUCAAGAACAAGCCGGUGCUGCUGGUGUGCAAGGCCACGCCCGCCACACAGAUCUUCUUCAAGUGCAACGGGGAGUGGGUGCGCCAGGUGGACCACGCGAUAGAGCGCAGCACAGACGGGAGCAGCGGGCUGCCCACCAUGGAAGUCCGCAUCAAUGUCUCGAGGCAGCAGGUGGAGAAGGUCUUUGGGCUGGAGGAGUACUGGUGCCAGUGUGUGGCGUGGAGCUCCUCAGGCACCACCAAGAGUCAGAAGGCCUACAUCCGCAUCGCCUAUUUGCGCAAGAACUUUGAGCAGGAGCCACUGGCCAAGGAGGUGUCCCUGGAGCAGGGCAUCGUGCUGCCCUGCCGCCCGCCGGAGGGCAUCCCCCCAGCUGAGGUGGAGUGGCUCCGGAACGAGGACCUGGUAGACCCAUCCCUGGACCCCAAUGUGUACAUCACGCGAGAGCACAGCCUGGUGGUGCGACAGGCCCGCCUGGCUGAUACGGCCAACUACACCUGCGUGGCCAAGAACAUCGUAGCACGUCGCCGCAGCGCCUCUGCUGCUGUCAUCGUCUAUGUGAACGGUGGGUGGUCGACGUGGACCGAGUGGUCCGUCUGCAGCGCCAGCUGUGGGCGCGGCUGGCAGAAACGGAGCCGGAGCUGCACCAACCCGGCGCCUCUCAACGGGGGCGCGUUCUGUGAGGGGCAGAAUGUCCAGAAAACAGCCUGCGCCACCCUGUGCCCAGUGGACGGCAGCUGGAGCCCGUGGAGCAAGUGGUCAGCCUGUGGGCUUGACUGCACCCACUGGCGGAGCCGCGAGUGCUCAGAUCCAGCGCCCCACAACGGAGGCGAGGAGUGCCGGGGCGCUGACCUGGACACCCGAAACUGUACCAGCGACCUCUGCGUGCACACUGCUUCCGGCUCCGAGGACGUGGCCCUCUACGUGGGCCUCAUUGCGGUGGCCGUGUGCCUCCUCCUGCUGCUGCUUGUUCUCAUCCUCGUUUAUUGCCGCAAGAAGGAGGGGCUGGACUCGGACGUGGCGGACUCGUCCAUCCUCACCUCAGGCUUCCAGCCCGUCAGCAUCAAGCCCAGCAAAGCAGACAAUCCCCAUCUGCUCACCAUCCAGCCAGACCUCAGCACCACCACCACCACCUACCAGGGCAGUCUGUGUCCCCGGCAGGAGGGGCCCAGCCCCAAGUUCCAGCUCACCAACGGGCACCUGCUCAGCCCGCUGGGUGGUGGCCGCCACACGCUGCACCACAGCUCACCCACCUCUGAGGCUGAGGACUUCGUCUCCCGCCUCUCCACCCAGAACUACUUCCGCUCCCUGCCCCGCGGCACCAGCAACAUGGCCUAUGGGACCUUCAACUUCCUCGGGGGCCGGCUGAUGAUCCCUAAUACAGGGAUCAGCCUUCUCAUCCCCCCAGACGCCAUACCCCGAGGAAAGAUCUACGAGAUCUACCUCACACUGCACAAGCCGGAGGACGUGAGGUUGCCCCUAGCCGGCUGUCAGACCCUGCUGAGUCCCAUCGUUAGCUGCGGGCCCCCCGGAGUCCUGCUCACUCGGCCCGUCAUCCUCACCAUGGACCACUGUGGGGAACCCAGCCCCGACAGCUGGAGCCUGCGCCUCAAAAAGCAGUCCUGCGAGGGCAGCUGGGAGGACGUGCUACACCUGGGCGAGGAGGCGCCCUCCCACCUCUACUACUGCCAGCUGGAGGCUGGUGCCUGCUACGUCUUCACCGAGCAGCUAGGCCGCUUCGCCCUGGUGGGAGAGGCCCUCAGCGUGGCGGCAUCCAAGCGCCUCAAGCUGCUUCUGUUUGCCCCCGUGGCCUGUACCUCCCUCGAGUACAACAUCCGAGUCUACUGCCUGCAUGACACCCAUGACGCACUCAAGGAGGUGGUGCAGCUGGAGAAGCAGCUGGGAGGACAGCUGAUCCAGGAGCCUCGCGUCCUGCACUUCAAGGACAGUUACCACAACCUGCGCCUAUCCGUCCAUGAUGUGCCCAGCUCCCUGUGGAAGAGCAAGCUCCUUGUCAGCUACCAGGAGAUCCCCUUUUACCACAUUUGGAACGGCACACAGCAGUACCUGCACUGCACCUUCACCCUGGAGCGUGUCAGCCCCAGCACCAGUGACCUGGCCUGCAAGGUGUGGGUGUGGCAGGUGGAGGGCGAUGGGCAGAGCUUCAACAUCAACUUCAACAUCACGAAGGACACAAGAUUUGCUGAGCUGCUGGCUCUGGAGAGUGAAGGGGGGGUCCCAGCCCUAGUGGGCCCUAGUGCCUUCAAGAUCCCCUUCCUCAUUCGGCAGAAGAUCAUUGCCAGCCUGGACCCACCCUGUAGCCGCGGUGCCGACUGGCGGACUCUGGCCCAGAAACUCCACCUGGACAGCCAUCUCAGCUUCUUUGCCUCCAAGCCCAGCCCCACAGCCAUGAUCCUCAACCUGUGGGAGGCCCGGCACUUCCCCAACGGCAACCUCAGCCAGCUGGCUGCAGCAGUGGCGGGACUGGGCCAGCCAGAUGCUGGUCUCUUCACGGUGUCAGAGGCCGAGUGCUGAGGCCAAGCAGGCCCACAAUGCCUACACUCUCACCAGCUUUGGCAGCCACCAGGGACAGACAGAAGCCGGACAGGGCCCCUUCCCCCACACUGGGGAGAGAUGUGCGGACAGGCCUCCUCCUGGUGGAUGCUGUCUCCUAACACUGGCCCUUGUGUAGUGCCCUGCCCACACUCCCACCCCUCCACGGCCUGCCUGGCCAGCCUGGCACUGCCACCUGCUAUGACUGUGCCCCAGCCCCCAGGGUCCAGGGUAGA